Molecule: messenger RNA, 675 nt
Organism: Macrosiphum euphorbiae (potato aphid)
Lineage: Eukaryota; Metazoa; Arthropoda; Insecta; Hemiptera; Aphididae
Source: the annotation of a GenBank genome assembly
AUGACGUCGCCAGUAGUAGUUGUCAUGUCGAUUUUCGCUGUUCUCAUCAUUUCUAGCGAAGCAGACACCAUAAGAGACUAUGAGGAAUUUCCAGGAAGUAACAUUGUCAAAGGCAUGUGCCCAACAGUUGGACUUAUCGCAGCAGAAUACAGAGUGACUGUCCUCACCGAGAUGAAUUCGGAAUCGCUGUACAUCGGUGGUUGUGCUUCCAUCGACUUCAUGUCACCUGACGUUUCAAAAAAAUCAUUUAGCUUGUGGAUUGGUAGUUUGAAGAAUGGCAUGCAACGUUGCCGUGAGGAUGAUAUGGAUCACUUCAACUUUACCUGUGUGUCCUUGCCACAGUCAGAUGAUUUCAUGAAGGGAAUUAUGUUUGCACAGCUAUUAGGCCAAGUCAACAACAAGGAAAGCAAACAAAGAUGUGCCAUUCACGACAUGGUCAAAGGAAACUCAACGAUGUUCAGAAUUGCGGUUAGUGGUAACGAUUCAUGCCACGGCUUGGCUGAUUUACUACAAUCAAACCUACAGACAACGAUUCCCGAUGGUGCCAUGGUACUGCAAUUGAACAGAAUCAGAUUGGUAUCUAACCAAUUACGAUCAGGAGACAAUACACGGUAUGGGUAUGGUCAUUCAAAUGUUAUAAAACACUAUUCAGGUAACUGGGUGAAUAAGUUGUAG